CUUUCUAUUUAUACUGACCAAUGAAGUAAUGGAAGUUCCCCAACUUGUGUUUGUUGUUUUUGUUACUUUUUUAAGGUUGUUAAAUGUAUAUUUAGAGUGUGUGUGGGUGUGAUACUGUGCAACCUUUUUUGCCUUCUGAUAUUAAACACUUAUAUAAACCAGUGGAACAGAGUUGGAGAGAAUAACCCUGGUGUUUAUUAUGUAGGAAGGAGACCGCAUUUGUGAUGAAUUAUAUAUGAUGUAACAUUAUAAAUCUGACCUUUAAACAACAGAAAGCAAUGAAAAUAUUUAAGGAGAGAAAUUCAGCUGAGAAACGUCCCACUGGCGCCCUGCGGUUUUGUUGAGCUAUUUACGUCGUGCACAGGGAUAAUAAAGUGGUUUCCUCUGGACUCGCAGAACAGUUUUUGGUGAAAUCUCUACACAAGAUGGACAAUCAAAGAUGCUCAGAGAGGGAGAAUUUCAAUCCCAAUCCUGUUUAUGGUUUGAAUGAAGAACAGCUAGAUAUCCUGGGACAGCGCAGGUGGAAGGUGCAUCGAACAAUUUGGGCAAAGCUGAAGGAGGAGUGCUGGUGUUCAGGUGCAAGGCUGAAGAGCUGCUUCCUGUCUAUUGCACCUCUCUUAUCAUGGCUGCCACAGUACUCCCUCAGGAAAAAUGCUAUUGGAGAUUUGAUAUCAGGAAUCAGUGUGGGGAUCAUGCAUCUCCCACAAGGGAUGGCUAAUGCUUUGUUGGUUGCAGUUCCUCCAGUGUUUGGUCUGUAUUCAUCUUUCUACCCUGUUCUCAUCUACUUCAUUUUUGGAACAUCCAGACACAUCUCUGUUGGUACUUUUUCUGUCCUUUCCAUCAUGGUCGGUGCGGUGGCUGGUGAUGUUGUGUCGGCCGGCAGUGGAGCAGAGAGUGAUGAGAUUGAGGCUGAAAGUGCUAGAGUUGCUUUUGCAGCUCAGUUGACCAUUCUGUGUGGACUGAUACAGAUUGUGCUGUACGUGCUGCGUUGUGGAGGGGUGUGUCGGUGGUUGUCUCAGCCGUUGGUCAGUGGAUACACUACGGCAGCUGCGGUCCAUGUGACUGUUCACCAGCUGCCUUUACUGAUGGGCAUCUCCAUAGUCAGACACAGAGGCAUCUUUGCUGUGUUCUGGAUGUUUUCAAACAUUGUGACUGGAAUCAGGAGAGUGCUACUGGCGACACUAGUAGUGUCCCUUGUCUCCCUGGUGAUACUUGUUGGUGGAAAGAUGGUGAAUUCACGUUGGAGCUCUCGAUUUCCCAUUCCAUGGGAGUUGGUACUGGUUAUCUUUGCCACUGUGUCGUCAGUGCUGUUUGAUCUGUCCGGUCAGUAUGGAAUACAGAUUGUUGGACCCAUACCAACCGGUCUCUCACCUCCCUCCCUUCCAUCGUUUUCUGUCUCUCAGGAGCUGUUAUUGACAGCUCUUGCGUUGGCAGUGGUGGGCUAUGGUUUCCAAGCUUCACUGGGCAUUAUGUUUGCUCAUAAACAUGGCUACCCCUUUCACAGCAACCAGGAGCUGUUGGCUAUGGGUCUGUGUAACUCCAUAGGUGGGAUGUUCCAGUGCUUUCCAGUAAGUGGAUCCAUGUCUCGCAGCACAGUACAGGAGAGUACAGGCGGACAAACUCAGGUUUCUUCUCUGGUGUCUGCUCUGAUAAUUCUUUUAAUUUUGUUAAAGUUUGGCCCCCUUUUUCAGCAGUUACCAAAGACAGUUUUGGCUGUCAUUAUUUUAGUGAAUCUGCACGGGGUUUUUGCACAAGUCAGAGAUGUGCCUAAACUUUGGAAUACAGACCGCUUGGACCUGGUAGUGUGGGUAGUGACGCUGUUCAGUGCCUUGGUGUUUAAUCUAGACCUGGGGCUUGGCAUUGCAAUUGUUUUCUCUCUGUUUACCAUCGUCUUCAGGACACAGAAGCCCAGAUUUGCUGUUCUUGGACGUAUUGCUGGCACAGACUGUUACAGGGAUCUGGAGAAAUACUCAGAGGCACACCAGAUUCCUGGAGUGACUGUGUUUUCCUGUUUUAAUCCACUUUACUAUGCCAAUGCAGACCAGACCUUCACAUCACUCAAACAGACCAUUACCAAAGACAUUAAUGAGAAUCCUGAAGUAAGACCUCCAGACCAGCAGGGGGCUCAGAGUGCACAGCAUUGCGUUGUUUUGGAGCUCAGUGGAGUCACCUUCAUGGACUCAGUGGCCAUAGGCUCAUUCAAAUCAGUGCUUCAGGAUUUUAAGAACACGCAGACCUUGUUUUUCUGUGCUUCAUGUCCAGAUGGUCUACUGUCUCAGAUGAAGAAUCAUGGUUUUGUUCCAGAUUUUCUGUCUCUUUCUUCAUUUUUUCCUUCAGUUCAUCAUGCAGUCCUGCACUACCAGGGGCUACAGAACACAGACACAGAUGUUACAGAGCUAUGACCUUUAAUGACCUCCCUUCCUGAACGAUGAACUCAGCAAAUACAUGAACCUGCUAAACUCAAAGAAUCCCUAACUACUGAGCUUUAGAAGGGACACUUCUAGAAAGAUUGGAAAAGGAAUACAAGAAGAUUUAAGGUGAUGUGUGGCAACAGAUGCUUGUCUAUCGGCUAUUGAAUGUUAAAUUAAAAACUGUAGUCAGAAUUUUCUUAUGCCAAUGACUUGUGUCAGCUUUUACCUCUGUAUUUUUCUUUUUUAUUUACUUGGUUGUUGAAUUGUUCUGCUUUGCAUUAUUCUACGUUUAGAUUAGAUGGAUGUUUGAAAUAGUAAAAAAAAAUGCUCAAAUAUAAAGUAUCUUCAAAACAUUGUAAUGCAGGCCUGUGCAUAUGAAAUCUCCUAGAUUCUUAACAUAUAAUUCAUGUUACAGACCAAUUUAGUUUGGUGAUAUUGUAAAAUAAAAUAUGUACAAAUAACAACAUAGAAACAUGUAUGGAAAAUAAUUGUUAACACUUUUUAGAGAAUUUAACAGAAUCACAAUAAUAUCUGCACCAACACAGUACAAUUUGGUAAGUAUACAUGAAGUCCAAACGUGCAUAGCUGAACUGUUCUUGCAUCCCCAGUGAACUGAACCAUAAAUGUUAUUAGGAGAGACUUUGUUCUCUGGGCAGGUGUUGGGGAGAGGCCACAUUAAUAUUUAAUAAGCUCAUUUCUCGCACGUUUACUGAAGACAUAUUUACUAUAAGCUUCUAUUUUAUAAAGCUAAACAUAAUGACAGACUAACCCUAACUCUACAGAAACAGAAGCAUUCUGGGUAUUUUUGGGAAAAUAAAAUUGUUUUCCAAUUGAGGACAUCCCAAAUUUCAUUCCAAAGGAAUGUUCUGUCAGUAUUAUUUACUAUGCUAAAAAAUAAAAAUAAAAAAACCAUAAUUGCAUUUUCAUACACAAGUCUCCGUAUUCUCAGAUGAAGAUGUCUCUCCUUUACUGGAUCAAAACAAACGCCUCUUAUAGCAGAGAUGUGAUUUCAAAGAUCAACAGCACAUGGUUUUGCAGAAUGAACAUGUUUUCU
This is a messenger RNA of Carassius auratus (goldfish), 3465 nucleotides long. It is a transcript of the gene slc26a6.1, whose product is annotated as solute carrier family 26 member 6, tandem duplicate 1. Gene Ontology annotation, biological process: sulfate transmembrane transport. Gene Ontology annotation, molecular function: secondary active sulfate transmembrane transporter activity. Bases 426 to 2402 code for a protein of 658 amino acids. Gene Ontology annotation, cellular component: membrane. The transcript is spliced from 19 exons. NCBI's taxonomy places the organism in Eukaryota, Metazoa, Chordata, Actinopteri, Cypriniformes, Cyprinidae. The record is from RefSeq and is a predicted model, not a curated record.